Molecule: messenger RNA, 1065 nt
Organism: Macrosiphum euphorbiae (potato aphid)
Lineage: Eukaryota; Metazoa; Arthropoda; Insecta; Hemiptera; Aphididae
Source: the annotation of a GenBank genome assembly
AUGGCUACACCCCCAAAUGAUAGACCUGUCUCACAGACGUUAGCAGCUUCUUUAGAAUUUGAGCAAAAUAUCAAUCAAAUGUCAAACAGCUAUCCAAUCAUUUUGAACAAUUCAUAUCCUAUAACUCAAUCUCUUUCUGAUGAUCCACUUCAGCCAAUAUCUAGAUCAACGUCUGAUGAAGAAAUACCUUCCAUAGAUUUUAGCCGAUACGAAAAUCGCUUAAACACAUUUGAUGGAAAUUGGGAAUUACAAUUUAUAACCCCUGCCCAAAUGGCCGAAGCCGGAUUAUAUUAUAUCGGCCCACAAGAUCGUGUUGAAUGUGCGUAUUGUUCUUCAGAGUUCAAUGAUUGGAAACAUGGUGAUAAUCCGUUUGAUGAACAUAGAAAAUGGUCUCCACGUUGUGCAUUUUUUAAUGACUCUUCUGCUGGUUAUGAUGUGUGUGGUAUUUAUACGUCCGGUCCUGCUAAUGUCCAUUCUAAUGUCCAUUCUAAUGUCCAUUCUAAUGUCCAUUCUAAUGUCCAUUCUAAUGUCCAUUCUAAUGUCCAUUCUAACAAUGAACCACCAAACUUACAAGAUUUUUUAAAAUCUGUGGGUAUUCUGCAAGAAAUUAAACCACCUAAGCACAAAGAGUUUGCCACCUUAGAAGCACGCUUGGAAUCCUUUGAAAAAUGUGUGAUAUCAUUAAAGCAAAAUAUUCAAACUCUAUGUGAAGCGGGAUUGUAUUAUCGAGGCACUGGUGCAGAGGACCAUAUGACAUGUUAUCACUGUGAUCAAGGUCUUAGGGACUGGGAAGAUAACGAUGAACCAUGGACAGAACAUGCCAAAUGGUCAAAAGCUUGUAAUUAUGUUUUGUUGAUUAAAGGGAAAAACUUUGUUGAAGAAGCAUGUGGUGAGGAAAGCACAAAAUUAAACUCAAAGGAGUUAUGCAAGCUGAUUGCUGAAAAUAAGGAUACGUCUAUCACUGAAAAUAAUAUGCAAGUAAAUUCGACAAUAAAUAUUCACAUUGUCUGUCAACGUCGUCAUACACCUAAAUUUUUCGAUUGCAUUUUUGUUGCUUGUAACUAA